GGUCAAAUUGACUCGUUUUCAGGUCUUGGAAAAAAGAUGGCGUCUCCACACGUACUCAUUAUCGGUGCUGGUAUGAGCGGCCUGACACUAGCGCAACAAUUGAGGAAGAACGGCAUUCCUUUCACGGUGUUCGAACGAGACGCACACAGAGAUGCGCGUGGUCAAGGCUGGGCUCUCUCAUUGUUUGGUGAGGCUUACGGCUUGAUGAAGACCUUGAUGCCCGCGGACUUGGGACCCGUGGAACAGACAAGUCAUUUGCUUCCGCUCAAUCUUCCGCCCCAAUUCUCUUUCUACGACAUCACUCGUCCAGAGUUCCGGGUUGGUGUCAUCGCCGAUGACGAUCUCAAGGUUGUUCGAGCGAAUCGUCGAAGGAUGCGCGAUUGGCUAGAACAAGGCAUCGACGUCCAGUUCAACAAGCGUCUCGUUCGGGUUGAGGAGUACGGCGACAAAGUCACCGCCCACUUCGAAGAUGGCACCUCAGCAACUGGCGAUUUCCUGGUCGGGGCUGAGGGCACGCGAUCAGUCGUUCGUAAGCAUAUUCUUAAGGGACAGGACGUGAUGAGGCCGUUGCCAAUCGGAUCAAUUUUUGGCGAGAUUGAGCUCAGCGGCGACGACUUCUCUCAACAGCUCACACUUUCGCAUUCCAAUUACAUUGUCAUGGACCCUAGACUUGCUACUGAGGAGCAGACAGCCAUCUUCUGCGCAUUGAACAGAGUCAGUCCUGAUGGCAAGACCGGAUACUACUACUUCAUUCUGCUUUGGGUGGACCAGGACGCCCCCAAGCACGCAGGUGAGAAACGUUGGACCGAGCUGGCCUCGCAAGAACAACUAGCAGCUUAUGCAAGAGAGAAAACCAAGGGCUACCCGGACAAGCUCCGCGCCCUGGUCGACAAGAUCCCCACAGAGAGAUACAAUACACCUGGCUUUCAACUUCAGGGGGUGGAUCUGGAUCCUGAGCAGCUCCCAGCUGGAAGGGUGUUGUUGAUCGGCGACGCAGCGCACUCGAUGGCUCCAUGCGAAGGGUUGAAGGAUCUAGUGUCAGGAUUCAACGCAGACAUGAUCGCGCGUGGCAAGGCAGCAUCCUCGGUGUCCAAUGGAGUGCUUGAAGCAUACGGCGAUGAGGCCAAGUUCAUUACAUUUGGCAGGGAGGCAGGGCUGAUGCCUCCGAAGCCAGUGAGUUUGUCGGAAGUGAGUAUUGUAGCUUGA
Messenger RNA from Paraphaeosphaeria sporulosa, 1206 nucleotides. RefSeq names its product FAD/NAD(P)-binding domain-containing protein. Lineage: Eukaryota; Fungi; Ascomycota; Dothideomycetes; Pleosporales; Didymosphaeriaceae. Bases 37 to 1206 code for a protein of 389 amino acids. The transcript is spliced from 2 exons. The record is from RefSeq and is a predicted model, not a curated record. Gene Ontology annotation, molecular function: FAD binding.